AUGCAAAUCGCUCUACGAGAACCGGUUUCAUUGAAUUCAGAUCGUAUAGCUUCAAAAAAUCAGAUUAAUGUUAUCACAUAUUUGAAAAUAAUCUUGAAUCUAAACUAUCAAAUUGUAGAUCAUCGGUUUGUUUUGGCUACACCCACCUGCAAUCGGAACACAAAGAAGAAGGGUGGGUUGCGUUCAAUUCAUGCUACAAGAUGGAGGGUCGGUGGUGAAGAGGCCGUUGGUUUUUUUUGGCCACCUAUUAAUAACUUGAUAUUAUAUCCCCAAUUCCCCAUUGGGCCAUUAUCCAAGCCAAGCCCAAUCAAGGAGAAAUACCGAAUAGCGAAGGAAUACGAGGGAUCUUUUGCGUUUCUUCCUCGGCACUCGGCAGCGAUCUUUGAACCCUUCCCAAAUUCUUUAUCCCCCCAAUUGACGCCCUUCUCCGGUCACCUGGUUCAAUCCUUUAGUUUACACAAAUAG
This is a messenger RNA of Lactuca virosa, 465 nucleotides long. The record is from the annotation of a GenBank genome assembly. Lineage: Eukaryota; Viridiplantae; Streptophyta; Magnoliopsida; Asterales; Asteraceae.